Engraulis encrasicolus (European anchovy) is the source of this 6113-nucleotide messenger RNA. It is a transcript of the gene rpgrip1l, whose product is annotated as RPGRIP1 like. Gene Ontology annotation, biological process: non-motile cilium assembly; retinal rod cell development. Bases 70 to 3981 code for a protein of 1303 amino acids. The transcript is spliced from 27 exons. Gene Ontology annotation, cellular component: photoreceptor connecting cilium. The record is from RefSeq and is a predicted model, not a curated record. NCBI's taxonomy places the organism in Eukaryota, Metazoa, Chordata, Actinopteri, Clupeiformes, Engraulidae.
ACGCCAACCAUAUGGGACGCCCUGCCCUAAAUACCACUCCGUGAAGUCGUUGUUUUGCAGUAAUGAAUCAUGUCUAGUUUCGCGGACGAGACGGCAGGCGACGCGCCAGUCAGGGACACAUCAUCAUGGAACUUCGCUGGACCAGAACAACUGAGCCUUCAGAAUGCCAAGGCCAGGCAAGCGGUGUCCAAAAUCAGCCGGGAGGAGCUGGAGGAUCGUUUCCUGCGGCUGCACGAGGAAAACCUUCUGCUGAAACAGCAUGGGCACAAGCAGGAAGACAAGAUCAAGAGGAUGGCCACUAAGCUGGUGCGGCUGGUGAAGGACCGUAAGCGCAUGGAGCAGACGUCAGCGGGGGCGGCCCAUGUGUCGGGACGGGACGUGGAGCUGGAGGAGAUGAUCGAGGAGCUGCAAGAGAAGAUCCGUCAGCUGGAGAGGCAGAACGAGAGCCUGAAGCAGCGUCUGCUGACGGCCAAGCAGCAGCUUCAGGUGCAGAGCCGCAGGCCCACCCCCUACGGCCACAUCCAGCCCCGGGUCAACAGCGGUGCCCGCGGCAGGCCACACAGGGACGACCUCAGCACCUCCACCCAAGACCUCAACAUCCCCACCAGAGGCAGCAGGAGUGGAGAUGUGGACAUGUCCGCCCGCCCUCCCCCAGGGCUGCUUCCACGCUACGGACACAGCCUCCUGGAGGACGCCAGAGCUGAGAUACGAAACUUAGAAAAUGUGAUUGAGAACCAGAGAGCCCAGAUGGAAGAGAUGGACAGAAUAGCAGAAGCUUGCCGAGACCAGCUCAGGAGGAAAGAGAGAGAGUACGAGGAAUCUCUCCUCCAGCUGAGGGCACAGCAGACCAGUGGACAGAGGUCAACGAUUAAGGAUAACGUCGAGCUGAUCAAACUUCAGAAGCAGCUGGCUGAGAAGGGAAAUGCAUUUAUUGUACUGGAAGAAAAGUUUUUACAACUUCAAGAGAGCCAGAAGAGCUUAAAGGGCAGCCAUGACCUGGUGAUGGGGAAGGUGGAGGAGCUGAAUAGCCAGCUGAAGGAGGAGAGACUAAAGAGCCUAGACCUGGACGCCAAACUACAGCUCAAGGUGCUGGAGCACCGGAGGCUGGAGGAGUUGAAAGACCACAUUGGGGACCUGGAAAAAGAGCGAGAUCUACUGAAAGAAAACUGCGAUAAGCUAUUGAAAAGUGCCUUUGAUGUAAGUCAGGACCAAUCAUGGAAGUCGAGGGAGCAACAGCUUAAACUUCAGAUUGCCCAACUUGAGAUGGCCCUGAAAUCAGAUCUGACCGAGAAGAACCAGAUUCUGGAUAAGAUCAAGGCAGAAAGAGAAACAUGUGAGGCUCUAUCUCAGGAAAAUGCCCAGCUCCAACUGCGUUACCUGGAGCAAAAGAAACAACUAGAGGAGCUUCAAGAUCGCAUGAAGUUCUUCACAAAUGAUAAAGAGAUUGAUGCUGCAGACCUGACUGAGGCUCUGAUGCUAAUUAAGGCCCGUAAAGUUCAGAGGAGUGGCAAUCUGGAUUUUCUGGAGAAAGAUCCCCAUGCGGUGAAGAUGGAUGUGGACCGCUCCAUGAAAGAGUUGCAGGUGACCCACGCGGAGACCGUUCAAGAGCUGGAGAAGACUAGGAACAUGCUCUUCAUGCAGCACAGAAUCAAUAAAGACUACCAGGCUGAGGUUGAGGCGGUCACUCGUAAACUAGACGACUUGAAGCUGGAGAGUCAAACAAAGCAUGAGAAGCUUGCCCACCUCUUAGACACGAGAGCGGCUAAAAUCAAGAAACUGGAAGCUCAGCUCCGUGACGUGGCCUACGGCACCAAAUCCCACGUCUUCCGACCUGACGUGACCGGCGAGGACACCGCCACCGCCGACGAGUUUGACGAGACGGUGGACCUGGCGCGAGGGGAGAACCUCCUGGAGAUCCACCUGGGCAAGGCCCACCUCUCCCCCGAGGCCCUGGCCAGCCUGCAGGACCCCGAGCCCUCCACCUUCUGCACCUACGCCUUCUACGACUACCAGAUCCAGUCCACGGCGGUGGUGCGCGGUGCGCGGCCGGCCUACGACUCCACCUCGCGCUACGUGGUGCGCAUGGACGACCACCUGCUGCAGUACCUGCACACCAGCAGCCUGGAGGUGGAGGCCCAGCUGGCCCAGGGCCUGGACUACCGCACCCUGGCCACGGGACACCUGAGGCUCAGCCAGCUGCUCGACCGCCAUGGGAAGGUUUUCGGCACCUUACACCUCGUGGGUGUUGAGGGGGAGCCCGAGGCCUUCGGGACGCUGGAGUACUGGCUGAGGCUGCGGGUGCCAAUGGAGCAGUCCAUCCGCCUCUACAAGGAGCGCAUCAAAGCCAUGGGCUACCUCAGCACCAGUGCCAGUGAAGGCAUUCAGAGUGCCACCCCGUCCCCUCUCUUCGUCCCCAAGGGCAGCCUAAACGAGCUGUACGUCACCGUCCGUUGUUGCAGCAACCUGACCUGUCCCGAGCCCGCCCGCCGCCAGCCCAGCCCCUAUGUCGUCUAUAAACUCUACGACUACCCCGACCAUGACACGGCCAUCAUCCCCAGCAGUGACCAGGCCUACUUCGACGACUGCAGGGCCUUCCCGCUGGAGAUGGACGCCGACCUGGACCGCUACCUGCGCACGGAGACCCUGGCCCUGUACGUGUUCGACGACGAGGACCAAGGGGAGCAGCUGUACCUGGGCAAGGCCACCGUGCCCCUCCUGUCCCUCGCUCAUGACAAAGGCAUCACAGGGACAUUUGAGCUGCUGGAUCCUGCAGGGACCUCUAGUGGCCAGAUCGAGGUAAUGCUGAAGUGGAAGUACACCUACCUACCGCCCCCGGGUUGUGUUGUGACCCCCGAGCAAGCCAAGUUCAUAACCAAAAACACACUCACACCACUAACCUCCAAAGACCAAGACUCAGAUGAAGAGGAUAAGGAGCAGAGAGGGAAUGACACCAAAAAAGACAUUUUGCUACCUCAGAUUGCUCAACGCAGGCCUUCUGUGACUCCCUUACCUAAACCACGACUUCAGAGCACUUUGAAGUCGUCCAGUAAAAAAGUCUCUUUUGUGGAUGUUAGAGCACAGGACCAUGCGGUGGAAGAGGCUGGUCCCUCUGGGUCUGAAGGCAGCACAACCACCACACCAGAGAGCCGGAGUGUGUCUGUAGUCCCACAGGUUGAAAGGGCUGCUGAGGCAUCGCAGCCUGCUGGUGUGGACGAGGAAGAGGAGAGUGAGCAGGUGGCAGAGGAGCUGGAAGAGGACGAAGAGUCCCACUUCUCUGAGGGCCAAGUCAUCGCCUCCAGCUCCCUCUCCAUCUCCGAGGAGUCCGAAAUAUCCGAGGAAUUACCCAAGCAAGAGAUGGAUGAGCCCCGGAUGGAGUCUACAGAUGUGAAUGAAUUGAUCCUGUCGGAUAGUGACGACUGUAUCGUUCCAGCUCACAGCACACAGCAUCGGAAACAGCCUUCGGAGCGUAUCCGUGUGGAGGUGGUGUCUCUGUCCCUGCGUGACGGUGGCAGGGUGGCAAGUGACCGCAGCAUCAGGCGGCUGUUUGUGGAGUACUCCGUGCUGGACCUGCCCUCAGUGGAGACGCCCCUCUCCCUGCCCAAACCCCUGCCUGGACACACCAUUCACUACAACUACAGUAACGUGAUUCAUGUGGACGUGGAGAAGAAUCAGGCGAGGAGACAGGCUCUCAGGGCCAUGCUGGACGGCAGAGCCAAGCACCACGAGAGCAUCAGGUUCACAGUGGUGAGUGACCCACCGGAGGAGGAAGAGCAGGAGCAAGAGUGUGAGGAUGUUGGCGUGGCCUAUCUGAGGAUUCCGGACAUUCUGGAGAAACAACAGGACAUGAUGGACGUCUCACUAAACAUUGUUGACCCUGUGGACAGCAGUGAGGUGGUGGGCAGCCUGAAGGUGAGCGUGGAAGCGCUGCAUGCCCUCCGCUCCAUCAUGGAGGACCCCGACCACGACCGCCCCACAACCUGACACCAACCCAACAUCGACCAAGAACUGACACCAACCCAACAUCGACCAAGAACUGAAAGCAACCCAACAUCCACCACGACCGCCCCACGACCUGACACCAGCCUAACAUCCACCACGACCGCCCCACGACUUGACACCAGCCCCACAUCCACCACGACCGCCCCACGACGUGACACCAGCCCAACAUCCACCAAGACCUGACACCACCCCAACACCACCGCCCCACGACCUGACACCAGCCCAACAUCCACCAAGACCUGACAUUAACCCAACAUCCACCACGACCUGACACCAUCCCAAAAUCCACCACUACCUGACACCAACCCAGUAUCCACCAACUACCACCCCAUGACCUGACAUGACCAACAGCACAACCCCGAUUUCCACUACUUGACACAACAGCACCACGACCCUCCCCCCUCCACUCUGGAUACCAAACUGUUAAGGAAAUUAAUUAUGACUAAUCAAUUUGACAAUGAGACCACGACAAGUUCGAUCAAAGUGUAAUAGCUUUCGCGAAAGGGGGAGAGUACAAGAUUGCAGAGAACUUGCUCUUUUGGCUUUCAGAAUACUCUCUCGUCUCCCCCUCCAGCGACGGUUGUAUUUAUUAAAAGACGGGGAUGGGAAUUCAAAGAAAUCACAUUGUUUCUCUUCAGAGGCAACAUACAAAUGUAGCAUCCUAAUCACAUUGUUCCCUGGUGAAAUCAUCUAGGCCUAGGGAGCAGAGUGUAAUACAAAGGGAACAGGCAGUGUGAAACAGCAUAUAAAGAAACAAUAUAAAGCAAAGUCUUUUGCUCCAGAUUAUAAUUAUUUCGACACAAACCCUGAUGCUAACACCACCCCCUGGCUACCUCCUUGCAACCAGCACUUCCACUUCUGUCCAACAGACCUCCUCGACCAUAUCACACAUUCCCACCCUACAAACACUGCUGCUAUGGAACUUGUUUUUGUGGAAACAAAAAACUUUUAUGGAACUUGUGAUUGACUGCACGUUCACGCGUGAUGUGAUCUAUGUGUAUUUAAAUUGGAAAAAAAAUGUAAACAACUGUAAAACCAUCUUAAAAAUAUGUGCUAGCAAAAAAAGUCAGCUGCAUAGGAAAUGUAGGACUUAUUUCCUUUUUUGGGAGUAAACUUGCACUACAGUAUAUAAGUAACUUGAUUGUCAUAGUAGUUGGAUAGAAGAGGCAGAAAAACAGUGCCUGUUAAGUUAACCCAAUUUUAAAAAAUCUAUCAAACAUAUCCUUUAAAAGGCAGAGUAUGUAAUGUUUUUAGUAGUUUAUCACUAGAAUGUACUGUAUACCGCCCAUUCAUAAAUGUUAUCUUUUUCAUGCAUAUCUACCGCCACCAUCAAUUUCCAUCAUCAUUUUAUUAUGACUUGGAAAUGUACACUUUGCAGACAUAAAUACAUGGAUCUUCUUCAUAUCUGCCAUAUUGAAUUACCAGUCAUAGACAUCUUUGACUGCAAAACACACUGCACUGUACUGAUCAAAUGUGUUAAUGGGCAGCUUACAUUUUUGAAAAUAAACCAUUAAAAUUACAUACGGGACCUUUAAGUUGGUUCUAAGCAGCACUUCUAGAGUGUGGUUACCACGGCACCCCGCCGCUAAGUGGCAUGUAAUGGUGCUAAUUCUCCUAAUGAAAGGUCCUGUGCAUUAGUUCUGCCCGAGGCGAAAACGCUUUUGAUGCCAGCGCCGGCUCUCGCUCUCAUUAUCGCGGCUUAAUGAAAUGCUUGAUAGGCCUUAUUAGUGCAUUUGCCACCAAAUGCUCUUAUUUAUUCAAGAUGCCAGAUAAAAGAUGGAUUUGGUGUAAAUAGGAUUUAACAUAGCUGCUUAAGAUGCUAAUUUAGGUCUUUAUAAACCAUUCAAGCCCAUUAAGCAUUGAAUACAUUUAUUUCUACCCGUAAGAAUUUGGGGGAGUUAAUUUUCAAACGCCUCUUGAUCAUGAAUGUCAAGGAAUAUUGGUGCAUGUCAGUAACACUGUGUGAGAGUUUUUCUUGUUUAUGUAAGGCUGUAGAUAUGUACUGGUACUCAAAGAGAUAUAUUUUCACAUAUUUUUGAGCUAUGAAAUCUGUGAUUAGGAUGAAUUCCAUAGCACAUUUUAAUAAAUUUGUACACUGUGUGUCAAGAGUCUCA